This is a messenger RNA of Racocetra persica, 312 nucleotides long. The record is from the annotation of a GenBank genome assembly. NCBI's taxonomy places the organism in Eukaryota, Fungi, Glomeromycota, Glomeromycetes, Diversisporales, Gigasporaceae.
AUAACAUAUCCAAAAAAAUUAUGGUUACCACACGAUUUCGAUAUUGAUGAGAAAUGUAAACGAAAAUAUUCUGAAUGUGAAAAUGUUUCAAACACCUGGUCUAACGUUUGUGAAAGUAAACGAGUGAUGAAAGAAAAUAUGGAUAUGCGUUUCGGAGGUGAAACAAGAUGCGAUUUUGAAACAGAUCUGAAAACCCGAAAGAUUCGAUUGUACCCGACGUUGAAGGAAAGAGAAACAUUACUGCGAUGGAUCAACACCACACGGUGGACAUCAACGAAGGUUUCUGUAAACGCCUACGCGAUAGAUGCGUGA